Spirometra erinaceieuropaei is the source of this 1455-nucleotide messenger RNA. NCBI's taxonomy places the organism in Eukaryota, Metazoa, Platyhelminthes, Cestoda, Diphyllobothriidea, Diphyllobothriidae. The record is from the annotation of a GenBank genome assembly.
AUGGUUUACUAUGUCGCCAACAGGAUCUCGACUGCCUGUCAAUACUUCGGUCGCUUCCAAAGCACAGUUUGGAAUCGCUGCGGUCUUCAAGUUAGCAGGAAGUUGAACAUGUACAAGGCCGUUAUCCUGCCGACGCUUCUUUAUGGAGCGGAGACGUUGACGGUUUACAUGAGGCAGGCGCGCCCACUGAAUCACUUCCACCUCAGUUGUCUCCGUCGCAUCCUGAACCUGAACUGGCAGGAUCGCGUCCCCGACACUGAUGUGAUGGCACGUACGGGAAUGCUCAGCAUCCACUCCUUGCUGAGGCAAAUGCAGUUGCGCUCGAGCGGCCACCUGGUGCGCAUGGACGACGAGCGUCUACCCAGACGACUCUUCUCCGGAGACGUCGCGACGGGUUCUUGCCGUCAAGGAGGCCAAAUUCGCUGUUACAAGGAUACCCUGAAGUCCUCCCUGAAGCGUCUGCAAAUCAACCCGACCAACUGGGAAGAACUCGCUCGCGAUCGUCCGACAUGGAGGAGAACAGUGAAGACGGGCGCUGCUAUCCACGAAGCCAACCGCAUCGCCACCGCCAAAGCAAAACGCGAAGCCCGCAAAUCACUACUUCGCCCAAUACGCAACGUCGCCUCACAAACGCUUCCAACGUGUCCUCGAUGUCAACGGACAUUCCGGGCUCCAAUCGGACUUGUUGGACAUCUUCAGACCAACUGCGCCUCUCAAACUGCACCAACAGUCGUCCCCCCGCCCGACUCUUCCUCCCCGCCGCCGCCAACUAACUCUGACAAUUCUUCUGAACCACCACUUCCAUCUUCCUCCUCCUCCUCCACUGCUCCAACGGCGGCCGCUCAGGCGACUGUCACGCGCGCAACAACCGACGCCACCACCACCACCUCCCCCGACUCCAGCGAUGAGAAGCAGGACUACACCUGCCCUCACUGCGACCGCAUCUUCACCUCACGCAUCGGCCUGGUCGGUCACUUGCGAAUCCAUCGCACAGAGACUGGCGAACCAGUGCCUGGAGCACCAACCUACACCCACCGCACUCGCCUUCACUGCCCACACUGCCCUCGCACCUUCCGGCAUCGCAUGAGCCUAUUCGGCCACAUGCGCAUCCAAGAGAGCGGCAUUGACCGCACUCCUGACACACCCACCACAUCCGACUCAUCAACCGUGCUAAACCCCACACCCGCUCCACACGUCCGCGCCACCACCACCACCUCAUCUGUAGGUGACACUGACACCGCCGAUUUCUCAGGCCCACAGUGUCCACGCACAUUUACCUCACGCAUCGGCCUGGUCGGUCACUCACGAAUCCAUCGCACAGAGACUGGAGAACCAGUGCCUGGAGCACCAACCUAUACUCACCAAGCUCGUCUCAACUGCCCACACAGCCCUCGCACCUUCAGGCAUCGCAUGGGCCUAUUCGGCCACAUGCGCAUCCACGACGACCUGCGGUAG